CCAUGCUAAGGGGGUGCAGGUGGGAGGUGUGUUACAGCCGUAGCCAGGGAUGUGGUGCUGUGGUGGCUGAAGCUGGGGACUUUGAACCAUGCCAAGACCCCACAGGCAGUGCUGGGGACCCUGCCCCGCGGGGCUGUGCAUGGUGGUGCACCCACAGCCGAGCGCCUGCACCCAGGGGGGCAAUGCAGGGGGCACAGCACCCUAAGGAGCAGCAAAGGCUACCCCAUCCCUGCUUCUCCAUCCUGCCGCCUACCCUGGGGACCAGAAGGUGCACAGCCCCGCUCUGAUGCAUUCACACCCCAGGCAGAAGCCAGGCACUUUCGGGCCCAACGCCCUGCACCCACGCGGGGCAGCACCCGGUGGUGACGCAGCGGGCUGGCACGCAGCAGCGCUGGGUGCUGCCAAGGGAGCCGGGCUCUGGGGGAGGCAAACCGGCGCUGUGGGCAGAGCCCAGCACACCUGGAGAGCAGCCCCUGCUCCGCCUGGCCUCCAGCCAGCUCCGGCCGGGCCGCGGGGCUUGCACAACGCUCAGCACCACGCCCCGCGGGGCUCAGCUCCCGGCCGUCUCCCUCCUGCCCCGCUGAGGACCCAUGGCUGGAGCUGGCACCGGGCUGAGCCGGGCAGCCCCGGGACACCGUGCCACGCUGCACAGCCCUGCCCAGAUGUAAGAGAGCAGCGAGGGGACCCCGAACAUCUGGCUGUGAUCGCGCCACCAGCCAUGCCCCGAGCUGGGCGCUUCCCGACCCCCAGCCCCCGGUAAGCGGGGAAGGAGCCAGAUUCUCUUUCAGGUUCCUGACCCUGGCUGCCACCAGCGCCGGUCCCCAUGGAUUGGAAAACGCUGCAGGCACUGCUCAGUGGGGUCAACAAGUACUCCACAGCCUUCGGCCGCAUCUGGCUCUCCGUGGUCUUCGUCUUCCGCGUGCUGGUCUAUGUGGUGGCAGCUGAGCGCGUCUGGGGGGACGAGCAGAAGGACUUUGACUGCAACACGCGACAGCCGGGCUGCACCAAUGUCUGCUACGACCACUUCUUCCCCAUCUCCCACAUCCGCCUGUGGGCCCUGCAGCUCAUCUUCGUCACUUGUCCCUCCCUGCUGGUCAUCAUGCACGUGGCCUACCGGGAGGACCGGGAGAAGAAGAACCGGGAGAAGAACGGGGAGAACUGCCCCAAGCUUUACAGCAACACGGGCAAGAAGCAUGGCGGGCUGUGGUGGACCUACCUGCUCAGCCUCUUCUUCAAGCUUGUCAUAGAGAUCCUGUUCCUCUACCUCCUCCACAAGAUGUGGGACAGCUUCGACCUGCCACGGCUGGUCAAGUGCUCCAAUGUGGAGCCCUGCCCCAACACUGUGGACUGCUACAUCGCUCGGCCUACAGAGAAGAGAGUCUUCACCUAUUUCAUGGUCGGGGCCUCCUCCAUCUGCAUUGUCCUCACUGUCUGUGAGAUCUUCUACCUCAUCUUCAAGCGGGUUGUGCAGAGGGUGCGCAAGUGGAAGAAGGCCACCAAGCGCUCCGUCAGCUACAGCAAGGCCUCCACCUGCCAGUGCCACCUCAAGAUGGAGGAGAAGGAAAACAAGUCCCAAAAUAGGUGUGUGGCAGCCCUGCGGGCCUCGGCUCCCAACCUGACUUCCAUCUGAGGGGGUCGUGGAAGGGGAAGAGGGAGGGAGAAAUGUCCUGAUGUGAGCCAGGGGUGAUGGGCCCUGCGGGCAGCCACCAGCAAUGCCACCACCAGACCUUUCAGCUUGGUGGCUCUACAGGGGAGGGUGACACAUCCAUGGGACCUGCUCAGUGGUCCCAUAGGAACAGGACUGGCGUGAGGCCAUCGGGGGCACAGGGCAGGUA
This is a messenger RNA of Oxyura jamaicensis (ruddy duck), 1835 nucleotides long. It is a transcript of the gene GJB3, whose product is annotated as gap junction protein beta 3. The record is from RefSeq and is a predicted model, not a curated record. The transcript has 3 exons. Gene Ontology annotation, biological process: cell communication. Gene Ontology annotation, cellular component: connexin complex. NCBI's taxonomy places the organism in Eukaryota, Metazoa, Chordata, Aves, Anseriformes, Anatidae. The coding region runs from base 824 to 1630 and encodes 268 amino acids.